Scomber scombrus (Atlantic mackerel) is the source of this 2225-nucleotide messenger RNA. It is a transcript of the gene casp3a, whose product is annotated as caspase 3, apoptosis-related cysteine peptidase a. Gene Ontology annotation, cellular component: cytoplasm. Gene Ontology annotation, biological process: proteolysis; neuron differentiation; keratinocyte differentiation. The transcript is spliced from 6 exons. The record is from RefSeq and is a predicted model, not a curated record. The coding region runs from base 120 to 956 and encodes 278 amino acids. NCBI's taxonomy places the organism in Eukaryota, Metazoa, Chordata, Actinopteri, Scombriformes, Scombridae.
ACAUUAUUGCAACUAGCCUCAGUUGUUUUUUAAGUUUCCUGUGAGUGACUCAGUGUAGCGGUGUGUAACUUAACGGCGUGUUUUUUUUAGCGGUAAAUUAAUUAUCUGAAUCUGUGAAUAUGUCUGCUAACGGACCCGGAGAGCACAGAACAGAUGCAAGAACACAGCCGGAGGGGGCUUCUUCACCCCCUGCUCCUCAGGCCAUGCAAGUGGAUGCCAAACCCCAAUCACACAGCUUCAGAUACCGCCUUGAUUACCCCAGCAUGGGCCAGUGUAUCAUCAUAAACAACAAGAACUUUGACAGGAGGACAGGCAUGAAUCAGCGAAAUGGUACAGAUGUAGACGCAGCCAAUGCGAUGAAAGUGUUCGCCAAGUUGGGAUACAAAGCGAAGGUUUUCAAUGACCAGACAGUCGGGCAGAUGGUACAGAUUUUAACUGAUGCAUCAAAGCAAGAUCACAGCAGCUCAGCGUCUUUUGUCUGUGUUCUGCUGAGUCAUGGAGAUGAAGGUGUGUUUUUUGGUACGGAUGGCUCAAUAGACCUCAAGUCCCUGACAUCACUUUUUCGGGGUGAUCGUUGCAAAUCCCUGGUGGGAAAGCCCAAACUUUUUUUCAUCCAGGCUUGCAGAGGUACUGAUCUGGAUCCAGGCAUUGAAACAGACAGCCCAGAGGGCUCCACCAAGAUCCCAGUGGAAGCGGACUUCCUCUACGCCUUCUCCACAGCCCCAGGUUACUACUCCUGGAGGAAUACUAUGACCGGAUCCUGGUUCAUCCAGUCACUGUGUGAAAUGAUGAGCAAAUAUGGAAAAGAAUUGGAGCUCCAGCACAUCCUGACACGGGUAAACCACAAGGUGGCAGUAGAGUUUGUCUCUGUCUCCAAUUCACCCGGCUUUGAUGCAAAGAAACAAAUCCCAUGCAUUAUGUCAAUGCUGACCAAAGAGAUGUAUUUUUCUCCCUAAUGUCACUGUAUCAGAAGAAUUCAGCCUGACAAGGCGUCAUCUGCAGAUGAAAGGCUUGAGGGAUGUGUACGGGGGGAUGUUUGUGAAUUAUUUUAGUUUACACUUUAUGAGUGUCUCAUUAAACCUCAGCUUAUCUAUUUCUGGGCAAGUAGACGUGAUGCAAAUAUGCUUUCACAUUUCACAAGCUUGGCAUUAUAAGGUUUCUUCUGUGUGGGUUACAUUUGGGAGAUAUUUUUUAUUAUUGUUUCUUUUUUGUAUCCCAGCUGGAAAAUUAUUUUGUAUUCUCUUUUAAACGUUUUAACCUUUUUAAAAAGGUUAUUUUUAAAAAUUCAUUCAUCAGCAUUAAACAAAUCAUGAAUCUUCAGAUAAAAUUGGUCCUGUUAUUCUAAGCUCACAGUUUGAUACCAGUACUGUAGAUGCCUCUUUGCUGUUUACAAUAUCCAAAUUUCAGGGAAAUGUAUCUGGAGCCAGUUUGAUAGGAAGUUUGACCUUCUAUAUUUGUUUAAUCAUGAAACAUGGAACAUUUUUUUUAUGACUCAGCAGUUUAUUUUAUCUUUACUCUGUAUGCAAGACAACAGUCUGAUGAGGGGAUCAUGUGUGUUAUUUCUGUGCCUGUUUUUUCUUUUCUUUGUAUACAUUAUUGUUCUUUGGUUUGACAGUGAGUGAGUGCAUAUUUCUACCAUUUGCACAGUUUACACAUACGAAAAUAACCAAUCAUGUUGUGAAUUUGUUUGCAAACCUUAAAUAAACAACACCUGUAAUCAAUAGGUAAAUUAAAGGAUAAUGUUGUGUUGCAAAUUCAGGUACAUCCCAUAAGCUGCCGUGUGUACUGUUAACGAUAAAGCUCAGAAUUCAUUUUUUAAUAUUUUUCAUAGCCUUUGUUAUUUUCUAAACAUGGAUUUCUUUAUAUGAACUGUUGCAUGUGAAUAUCUUAAAAUGAGCUCAGUUGUCAUAGCAUGGACGAGUAAAGCCAGCCAACGUGCACAAUGCUGUUAUUACCUGUAUAUCUUGCUAAGGUACUCAUACUUGAACACAACUUAACAUUUCAUAUUUAGUUGUCAUUUUUGUACUGUUUUUUUUAAAGACUAACAGCAAAAAGGAUUCCUUUUCAGAUUGCUUUUGUAGUUCCUGACUUCUUUGAAAAUGUGAGUCAAACUAAUAUUGGUAAGAAUCACUGAUGUGUGAUUCAUUUGUAGCAAAGCACAACAGAUUACAUUUAAUAUUUACAGCAAAAUACAUUAAAUCAGUUUUUCUGAUAAACAUAUUCCA